AUGUUAUCCAACUCGAGUCGACAAGGGAGUCGAUAUGCAAAGGCCAUUUUCAUAGAUGUGAUUUGCCCAUGGCUCGUCUCUCUUUCAAACGGAUUCUCCAAGUCUACGCUUACUCCAAGUCAGUGGCUGUCGCCUCAAAUUCUAAUCGACUUAAAACUUCAUUCGCGCCAAAAAGGACAGGAGAUCCGCUACCAAAAACCUGACCAAAUUUCCUCUCGUCCCCCACUACCUCCACGGAUUUCUCAGAAGCCCUUCCAGCGGGUAUCUCACUCCUUCUUCCUCUACUCUCCUCCUCUCUGCUUGUCUCACUUUCUCCUCCACUCCCUUCCUCACUUCACCUCUCUCACUCUUCUUCCCUCUAUAACUCUCUCUCUCCCUCUGUGUAACAGACGGUAUUUUAAAGAACGAUAUCUAUUCUUCCCAAAAAGGUAUCUAUCUAUCUAUCUGUCUCGGUAUAUAGGUAUCUAUCUAUCUAUCUGUCUCGGUAUCUAUCUAUCUGUCUCGGUAUAUAGGUAUCUAUCUAUCUAUCUGUCUCGGUAUAUAGGUAUCUAUCUAUCUAUCUAUCUGUCUCGGUAUAUAGGUAUCUAUCUAUCUAUCUAUCUGUCUCGGUAUAUAGGUAUCUAUCUAUCUAUCUAUCUGUCUCGGUAUAUCGGUAUCUAUCUAUCUCUCUGUCUCUGUCUCGGUAUAUAUCUAUCUGUCUCGGUAUAUAGGCUAUCUAUCUGUCUCUAUAUCGGUAUCUAUCUGUCUGUCUCAUUCGGUAUCUAUCUAUCUAUCUGUCCGUAUAUCGGUAUCUAUAUCUAUCAAUCCGUAUCUCAUCCAUGUAUUUAG
Molecule: messenger RNA, 828 nt
Organism: Acanthosepion pharaonis
Lineage: Eukaryota; Metazoa; Mollusca; Cephalopoda; Sepiida; Sepiidae
Source: the annotation of a GenBank genome assembly